This is a messenger RNA of Lodderomyces theae, 4776 nucleotides long. RefSeq lists its product as uncharacterized. Gene Ontology annotation, biological process: mRNA processing; mRNA export from nucleus. Bases 1 to 4776 code for a protein of 1591 amino acids. The transcript has a single exon. Gene Ontology annotation, molecular function: mRNA binding. The record is from RefSeq and is a predicted model, not a curated record. Gene Ontology annotation, cellular component: THO complex part of transcription export complex. NCBI's taxonomy places the organism in Eukaryota, Fungi, Ascomycota, Pichiomycetes, Serinales, Debaryomycetaceae.
AUGAGCAGCUUUAAAUAUUUUACCGAUGAAAUUAUAGAGGAAUUUUCUGGAGCAGGGAGCAUUGAAAUAUUCGAGGCGUUGGACUCGUAUGAAACCUCGAAUCCAGAGACCGAGGAAGAAGUUGUGCUACUCUUCACGGAAAUGAUCCUUUCGUAUGAAGAAGGUGUGUUGAAAGUCGAGCACAUUGUUGAUUUCCUAAGCCAAUCGAUCAAGAAUGAUGAUGUUGCACGAUUGUUUUGUCAAGUGUUGAAUUCAUUCCCAGUUACUGAGAGUACACGUGACUUGUUAACAACACUCAGUCAGGAUGGCAAUGUUAUAAAAUCGCAAACAAUUUCGCUGUAUAUCAACCCAGACUUUAUAAAAGAAACUGAUAUCGUCCCCAGCAAAGUGUUGUCAAAGUCUUUGAACACAAGGUUGAGAGAUAAAUUGUAUACACAGAAAAAGUACAAUUUAUUACAUGAGGAAAUUGAGGGAUACUCAAAAUUCAUUAUGGAGAUACAUUACAUAUUUGCAGCAGAUGACACCGAUUUGCAAAUUGACUACGCGUUACAAGUUGUCGAGAAGUUGAUGGGUCACUACAGUCUCGACCCAAACAGAUGUUUGGAUCUCUUGUUUGAAGUUUUAUCUGAAGUUGUAGUGACCAAGGUUGAUUCAAUUUUGGAAUUCUUUAGAAGAAGCCGAUGGUGGCCCGCACAAGAAAGUGACAAUUCAUCAAUAAAAUCGCUAAGUACUGGGGGAAGUGGCAUCGCCGCCCAGUUAAUUGGGUUGAAGAUAUUGAAUAAUCCCAGGGCCCACGACUUGCCCGAGCUGUUCAAAGUGAUGGUGUCAAUUUUCGUCAAAGAGGGCUUCAUAAGUUUUGGAUCGGUUUAUAAGUAUAUGCGUCCAGACGACACCGUCAUGAAGGAGCUUGAAGCCAAUUACCAUCGAAAAAUAGAGGAGGAAGUAUUGAAAGCUGGUGCGAGUGCUUUGGCUUUAGCUGCUCCACUCGCAGACGAUGAAAAUGGGGAUGCAAAAGAAAACAAAGGACCCAGUACUCCUCUGGGAAGCAACAAUAGUAUCCAACUACUGCUAAACUACAAGUAUCAAUUUUUGAAAGCUUUUCUAAGCAAUGGUCUAUACUGGCCGUCCAUUUAUAUUCUUUCAGAGUACCCGUUUUUGGCAGAUAUAGAUGACGAAAUACCAAGGCUUUUGAUUCGAUUGUUUGGAGCAAUGAUUGAUCCUUUGUACAAGCAGAUAUACCCAUUUCAAGCUGAAGAGAUCAUUCAAUUACAGGCUGCGAAAGGUGUGUAUUUUUCACGAGCUGGUAACAACGUUGUCAUCGAGCCUGCAAAGAAAGCGCAGUAUUAUACCUUUAAGCCACUUAAAAGAUCACACUCAAGUAGAAGAAUGUGUUAUUUUUAUAAAGGUUGGACCACCGAUUUGCCAAAUGUGGAGGAUUUUGCUUCUUUGUUUUCGGCUUCGCAGGAAAUAUUGAAGUUCAUUGGAUGCAAUUUUUCAAAAGAUGUUGAGGUGUUUAUUAAAUUGUGUGACAUUCUCCACUCAUUUCAAUCACAAGAAGGAUUGAAAGAAGACAUAUUCCACUACUUCAGGAACUAUAUAUUUCCAGUGAUGCCAUUGAUACUGGAAAAUUCGAUUGCAAUAGACAAGGCAUAUUCGAUUUUAGCUGCUUAUCCAGUAGAGGAUCGUUUUAGUGUUUAUGGUGAAUUGUACAACAAUUUGAGAAAGAAUAACACAGCAAUCAAAAUUGCUUACGGGAGUGCUGAGAAGGCGACAAAGAAUGUUUUGAAACGAUUGUCCAAGGAGAAUGUUAGACCAAUGAUGCGAAGGCUAGCUAAGAUCAGCUUUUCCAAUCCACUUCCUUGCUUGUUGACUAUUUUGCAGCAAAUUGAGAGUUAUGACAAUUUGAACACUUUGGUGGUGGAAACAGCGAGAUAUUUCAACAGUUAUGGUUGGGACAAUUUGACCAUUGCUAUUUUGAUUAGACUUAGCUCUGAUCGAAGAUCGAUUCACGAUAAUGGUAUGGGAGAAAGACAGUGGCUCCAAUCGCUCGCGUCAUUUGUGGGGAAGAUUUGUCAAAGGUAUCAAAAGGCUAUUGACACCAAAAUGAUAUUGCUAUAUUUGAUAAAAUCAUUUUACAUGGGUGAAAGAACAGGGUUGCUCGUUUUGAAGGAGAUGCUAAUCUCAAUGGGCGGUAUUCAAACCACUUCAGACUUGACUAUUCGUCAAAUAGACAUGAUCAAUUGUGGAUCAGCUUUGCAAAAAGUGGUUUAUAAAACCAUUGAUGACUUGAGGUUUGAUAGAGUCGACUCGGGAACGCAUUUGUUAAAGUGCAUUCUUGAUUUGGAUGCAGUCAAUGAGUUGAUCAUCUUGCUCUGUACCAUGUACACAGAUCUAGUCUAUGAUGCCGAUGAAACCCAGUUGAAAGUGUUGGCCAACAGAGUCGAUGAUCUAGUCUCGGUGAUUAAACUAUUUGUCACUUUGGUCUGUUUUUUUGGUGAUGGCGAUAUUGAAGUAAUGCCAAUAACAGAGUUGCAAGUAAAGUACAAUGUGCCUGUCGAAUGGGGGUUUGAUUUGUGGAGGCAAAAAAAAGAUGCCUAUGGUCUUUUGGAAAACCAGGGCAAGGAAUUGUGUCCUCCAAAUUUCCCACCUAGCUUGUACACAUUAUUUUGGUGUUUAAGUUUGAAGGAUGUGAACUAUUCCGAAUUGUUGUACACUGAAGAGUUGAGCAAGUUACAAUCUGGUAUCAAAGGAUUGCGAGAUGCAAUCAGUAUCAAUUCGAGAGACAAGGAUUUUCCUAGAGCAACAAUUGACAAGUAUGUGAAGGAUAUAGAGGACAGCGAGGCUUUCAUUAAAAAGCUACCCGAAGACGAGUUGAGACACAAGAGCUUGGAUGAAGCUACUAAUGAGAAGAUAACUGCCUUAUCACUGGAGUGGUUCACCUCAACUGAUCCUGAAGUGGUUGAAACAUUUAUAAAAUCGUGCAUACUACCAAGAGCAGCCCAUUCUUCGUUUGACGCCGUGUUUGCAGCAAGAUUUAUUUUCAAGUUGCAGGAACAAAAUGUUGCAAAUUACUCCGCUUUUCCCGUGUUGGAGGCAUUGACAAAGAACAAGAUGUUGUCGUCAAAUUUGUUUUCGUCUACACCCACAGAGGCCGAAAAUUUGGGCUUCUUCUUUGCUUACAUUUUGAAGCGUUUACACGAAUACACCGAUGCUGAUAAAGUCAACGAGUUGCAUGUGGAAGAUUUUGAAAAUUACCGAAACUGGGUCUUUGAUUACCAUGUUGUGAUAUUGUCCGAGGUGGAAACCGCAUUUGACACACAUGAGUAUAUGUCAAGGAGUAACACUAUUACGUUUUUGAAAAACUUGCUUGGCGUUUAUCCAGUCGUUGAGGAUCAUUGCGAGACAAUGUUGAGCGUGAUUGAGAAAGUGUAUACGGAGGAGGACAGGGAGGACAUCAAGCUCUCAUCUGGAGCAUUACUCAAUCAUCUCAAGUCAAGGGCCAAACUGUGGAUACCUAUUUGGGAAUUUAAAUCCAUUAGUGAGGAAGAAAAGCAGAAAAUAAUAGAUAGAAAGGAUAGGCUCAAAAAGGAGAAAGAAGAGGCACAGACAUUAGCUAGAGAAGAGGCGAAACGGAAAGAAAAGGAGGAGCGCGAGGCUCGAUUGAAUGAAGAAAAGAGGGUGAAGGGAGAAGAGCUUAAGAAAAAGAUUGCUGCUAUUAAUUACGGGUCCCAGUCGAGAUUUCCCAGCAGGCCAUCUAAUAGAAUUGCUGAAACGUCAGCCAAGGGUAAAUAUGAUGAGUAUCAAUCAAACAAUGAUGAUAGAAUGGAUGUUGACACGAAUGGAGAAAAGACAGAUGCCGCAUCAGGUGAUUCCAAUGAUGUCAAGAAUGGUGCUGUGUCAAAGGAGCCGGAAAUCAAGAAGGAGCAAGCUGGAGCUGAAAAGGUGAAUGAAAGUGACGAAGCUGAGGAGGUAGAAUCUAGACCACCAAAGGAAGAAACCGAUGAAGACAAAGCAAGGGCAACCAAGACUGACGAGACUGUGAAUGAAGAGGAGGUUGUAAAUGGAGCACGAUCUGGUGUAACGGAAAAGCAAGAUAUGGAUCACAAAGAUAGCACUGAGGAAGGGAAGCAUGACGAAAAUGUUCAGGAAGCAAAGCAGGAUGAUGCUACUGAACAAAAGCGUGGAGAGACUUCUAAACAAGACACACCCACCAACGAACUUUCAAAAAAGAGACAACCACUUCCACCGCAAAGUGCAGUUACAAAGGGCACUAAAGUUAAGCAGAAUCCUAUCACUAGGAGAGCUCCAUUGCCUCCACAAGAAAAACUUUUACCUGGUGGAGACCGAUCACCGCGAUUUGGCCCUAAAGCACCUGGCUUAGGGUCGGGACUGGGUCCACGUAGAGUUGGAGAAAGCUUUGGUCUCUCCGGACAUAAUGCUCCGCCACCACCACCGCCGCCGCCUCCGCCUCCGCCGGCAUCUCAAUCCCGCUCAAACUCUGGUGUCACUCGUGCGCCAUUUGGUCAGAGAGAGCUGCUGCAGCUGCUGCAGCAGUAUGUACUGUCGUCAAGGUCGCGUGGUGGCUUUGACAAUAGACGUGGAAGAGGGUUUGACGGUCGUCUGCAGAUUGGCGAGCGUGGUGGUGCCAAUGCUCGCUUCGGAGAAAGACAGGGUAGGAACGACGGGAGUGGAUCUGAUGGAGCAUACGAAAGUAAUACUAAAAGAAGAGCUGAUGGACAAGGAGGGAGAGGGUUUGAGAAAAGACAUAAAUAUUGA